This is a messenger RNA of Neoarius graeffei (lesser salmon catfish), 898 nucleotides long. RefSeq names its product RAN guanine nucleotide release factor (gene rangrf). The record is from RefSeq and is a predicted model, not a curated record. Gene Ontology annotation, molecular function: small GTPase binding; guanyl-nucleotide exchange factor activity; transmembrane transporter binding. The transcript is spliced from 7 exons. Gene Ontology annotation, cellular component: nucleus. NCBI's taxonomy places the organism in Eukaryota, Metazoa, Chordata, Actinopteri, Siluriformes, Ariidae. Gene Ontology annotation, biological process: protein import into nucleus; regulation of sodium ion transmembrane transporter activity; heart contraction. Bases 307 to 855 code for a protein of 182 amino acids.
CAAGAUAUUGCGUCACAUCCGGUUAAUGGCGGCGGGAACGCAACUCUGACAGGAAUAUUAGCUCUGGUGGCUAACUAAUAAAGCGUUUCAUUUUAGAUUAGAAGUCGGAUAUAAAGAGCGCUUUGCCUCAUGACUUGCGGGAACAAGCCGUUGUGGUGCAGCAGAGCUGAGUGUAGAGUGAAGCUCGCGCGCUCUCAGCAGCCCCGGGACUUUUAACAUCGAUCAUAAAGGGUUAUUACAAUAGAAAGCUUUAACAAUAAAAAAAGCUAAAAGGUAACCGUGUGCGCGUGCGCAGUGUGAGCAGUGAUGAUUCGGCCCCUGUUCGGUGGGGCCAUGUCCGCUGUCCUGCCCCUGAACACCAAAGACAUCAGUGAGUUGAGGGAGAUUCCUGAUAAUCAGGAGGUUUUUACUCACACAAACACAGAUCAGAGCAUCAUCAUAGAGCUGCUUGAGUAUCAGAGUCAUGUAGAGGAUUCACAGGCUGCAAGGUAUCACUUUGCAGAUAUAGCAGGCAGUAAUCAGGCGGUGGAGGUGGGGCAGAUGGAAGUGAUGGAGGUGCAGUGUGUCCCUCAGGAUCAGCUCUCUCUCAGCCAGUGCAGCUCCGCCUGGAUCCUCACCGGAACUCAGCUGGUCUCCAAAUUCAAUGAGGAGGUAAAAAAUACAGUGAAUAUCCACCUGUGUUUAUUCCGUCUGCCACAGUACACCACUGACAUCCUGAUUACCUUCAAUGACCCCGUUAGCAUCAGUCCUCUCAGCAUUAGCAGUGGUGCGGUUUCUGAUGGUGUUUGGACAGUGCAGGACUUUCACACACUUGUCCAGUCUUUCCGGCUGCUCAACCCUGAAGUGUUUGGAUAACACACACACACACACCUCUGAAAUAAAUGUGUUGUCUCCUUCA